AAUACUUUGAGAAUAACAACUUGAACUGAAGUCGACGGAAAAAGAAAACAAGUUAAGCUCAUGCUCUGCUUACUGAUGAGCCUUCGUCCAUUUCGACGUUGAGGACUUGCUGCCCAUUCUGAGAGGAAUCCCAACUCGGCGAAGCGAACCCAAUGGCUCGCCUUGUCGUCUUCUUCCUGCCUUUCAUUCUGGAACAUGUUGUAUAAAUAUAUCGGCCAACGCGCUUCCUUUCUUCUCGGGGAGUCACUGAUACAGAGAAAAGAAGAGCAUAAAUAUUUGAUUCCGAUUUGUUUCGUGUUGAGAGAUGGGUGGUUGAUCGCCGGAGGAGGGAAAGAUGAUAUCUUGGCAUGACCUGUAUACGGUGCUGGCGGCGGUGGUACCGCUCUAUGUGGCGAUGAUACUGGCCUACGGCUCGGUGCGGUGGUGGGGGAUCUUGUCGCCGGACCAGUGCUCCGGCAUCAACCGAUUCGUGGCUAUCUUCGCCGUGCCUCUCCUCUCCUUCCACUUCAUCUCCACCAAUGACCCUUAUGCGAUGAACCUCCGUUUCGUCGCCGCCGACACCUUGCAGAAGCUGCUGGUCCUGGCGGCUCUGGCCGCCUGGUCCAAUUUCCUCCGCCGACGCCGGCCUCUGCCCGGCGGCGCCGCGCCACUGGACUGGUCCAUCACCAUCUUCUCCCUCUCUACGCUACCUAAUACUCUGGUGAUGGGCAUCCCCCUCCUCAUCGCGAUGUACGGGUCUUACGCUGGUGCGCUCAUGGUCCAGAUCGUCGUCCUCCAGUGCAUCAUUUGGUACACGCUGAUGCUAUUCCUCUUUGAGUUCCGCGCCGCCCGCCUCCUCAUCGCGGAUCAGUUCCCCGACACCGCCGCCUCCAUCGUCUCCUUCCGGAUCGACCCCGACGUCGUCUCCCUCGACGCCGGGGCCGCAGAGGCUGUAUCCGAAGUCGGCGGCGAUGGCAAGAUUCACGUCACCGUCCGCAAGUCGACCUCGUCGAGGCGAUCGGCGGCGAUGAUGACCCCCCGCCCGUCCAACCUCACCGGCGCCGAGAUCUACUCGCUCAGCUCCUCCCGUAACCCCACUCCGCGAGGAUCCAGCUUCAACCACGCCGAUUUCUUCGCCAUGGUCGGCGGCGGCAGCGCGGCGACCCCCGCCUUCCGCCCCUCCAGCUUCGGCGCCGCCGACUUCCACUCCCUCCAAUCUUCCCGCGGUCCCACCCCGCGCCCCUCCAACUUCGACGACCACCACCAUCACCCGCCGCAGCCGGAAAUCUCCGUCGCUGGCGCGGCGAAGAAACCCCACCCGCAUCCGAACCGAGCGGGGACGGCGGACACCAAGGAGCUGCACAUGUUCGUGUGGAGCUCAAGCGCGUCGCCGGUGUCGGAAGUGGCCGCCCUCCCCUCCUUCGCCGGCCGCGAUCCUGACCUCGACCAUGGCGCGAAGGAGAUCCGAAUGCUCGUCCCGGCAGAGCUCCCCACCGCCAAAGAGGCUGAGGAAUACCGGGCGGAGGAGUUGAGCUUCGGCGGCGGAAAGGGAGCAGACGAGGCGAGCGGCGGGGACAGGGGAGGUGCGGGAGGGCCGUCGGAUGGGAUGAGACCGGACCUUCGAAUGCCCCCCGCGAGCGUCAUGACCCGUCUGAUCUUGAUCAUGGUGUGGCGGAAGCUGAUACGCAACCCUAACACCUACUCCAGCCUCAUCGGCCUCACCUGGUCCCUCGUCGCCUUCCGGUGGCACGUCGCGAUGCCGACGAUAGUAGAGAACUCCAUCUCCAUUCUCUCCGACGCCGGCCUCGGAAUGGCCAUGUUCAGCUUAGGGCUGUUCAUGGCGCUGCAGCCGAGGAUCAUCGCGUGCGGCAACACGGUGGCCUCCUUUGCGAUGGCGGUCCGGUUCCUGGUCGGGCCGGCGGUGAUGGCCGCCGCCUCGGUCGCCGUCGGCCUGCGUGGGACCCUCCUCCACGUGGCGAUCGUUCAGGUACGCUCACAUACUGUCGAUCGAUCGACCGAACCCCAAGAGCCUUGCUCACAUCACAUGCGAUGUUUUGUCUGCGUUAGGCGGCUCUCCCGCAGGGCAUCGUGCCCUUCGUGUUCGCCAAGGAGUACAACGUCCACCCUGCCAUCCUAAGCACAGCGGUUAUAUUCGGGAUGCUCAUCGCUCUCCCCAUCACUCUCGUUUACUACAUCCUCCUCGGAUUCUGACGCAUGUUAACGAUGGUCUCUGAUGAACGAACCAGCUUACGCAUGGGAUGCAAGCGACGGCCUGCCACGCCACGCCAACUCAGCCGGCACUGCCCAAGGGAAAACAGUUUUUUUUUGCACUAAAUUGUAUUACGAGAGAUCGAUCUUGUUUCUCUCUUUUUUGUUUGUUUUUUACUCAAAACAUGUGAGAUUAAAAAGAGAAGAAGAUGCUUAUUCUGUCCGA
This is a messenger RNA of Zingiber officinale, 2413 nucleotides long. Its product is annotated as auxin efflux carrier component 3a-like. Gene Ontology annotation, cellular component: endoplasmic reticulum; plasma membrane. The transcript is spliced from 4 exons. Gene Ontology annotation, biological process: auxin export across the plasma membrane; auxin polar transport. Gene Ontology annotation, molecular function: auxin efflux transmembrane transporter activity. The coding region runs from base 335 to 2116 and encodes 593 amino acids. The record is from RefSeq and is a predicted model, not a curated record. NCBI's taxonomy places the organism in Eukaryota, Viridiplantae, Streptophyta, Magnoliopsida, Zingiberales, Zingiberaceae.